Molecule: messenger RNA, 3476 nt
Organism: Myxocyprinus asiaticus (Chinese sucker)
Lineage: Eukaryota; Metazoa; Chordata; Actinopteri; Cypriniformes; Catostomidae
Product: outer dynein arm-docking complex subunit 2-like
Exons: 20
Coding region: 1-3120 (1039 amino acids)
Molecular function (GO): protein binding
Source: RefSeq, a predicted model, not a curated record
AUGGGAGUGGCGCUCUCCAAGGCAGUUCAGUGGAGCAGCUCAGAUGUUGAUAAACUGGAGAACACCCCAUUGAAUGAAGCUAUACUCACUGAAAUCCUGCUCUUCACGGAGCAGUUUGGUGCCAGACACUCACAGGAGGCCAGGCUCAUGUUCAGAGAACCUUUACAAUGGAAAACAUCUCUGGAAGCGUCAGAUUUCAAAACAGAAUAUGACAUCAGUGGUGAAUCAGUCAUGUCCCAGCAGUCUGAUGAGGACGGCCAUCCCCUUCUUCAACUCACUCCACCUGACAUCACAGUUUACACAUUUUACCACCUCUCCAAUCUUCUGCAACUUGCCGAAGACAAAAAGAUGAAGGAGGUUCAGGCCUGUUUGGAGUCUAACAGGAACCCUCUGAUGAAGAUCUUUGGGAACAGCUCCACCACAGUGGAAGGAGAGGACCUGCUGUUUAAUAUUCUGAAGCAGCUGGACACAAAGCUUCUCAGCAUUGCAGUCAAACAGAUCUCCAGAGAGGGCAGGCUAAGCCCAGCAGCUGUUGAUAUGGAGGUAGAUCAGCUGAAAAGUUUUUGUGCAACAGGAGAAAACCGGGUGCUGAAGUCUGUGCGCUACACAUCAGAUUAUGUGUUCUCAAAUGGUUGCCGCUCUCCCCCCUGGAGGCAGAUCGAUGGAGAGAUUUGCUCACUCAUAAUUGAGACCUGUGACACAGAGCCAACACUGUUUAUCACUUGCAGCGCUUCUGGAGUUUUUAUCAAUGAGGGAGUCAAUGGAGAAGGAGGUGAGAACUCUUAUAGGAGGAAAAGUGAUGUCUUCAAAGACCUUGCUACGCUACUGAAAAACAAGUCUCUGCACUUUGCUGAUGCUAUAAAUGAACAGGACUUUGCCAGUCUAGAAGUGCAAUCUACCAAAAAGAUCCUACAUGUGGAAGCAGUUGAUGCUGAGGAAACAGGCCAAACCCUGAGGUCUUACGAUCAUCGAGAAAAAAAUGUGCCUGAGAAGGCGAGACAACAGCUUGUGCGGAACAAGCCAGGCGGUAGGAAGAAGAAAUUAGAACCAUCUUUGAAAUGGAAGAAUCUCGGCCUCACGUCCCCUCAUGAUGUGGGAGAGGAGAAGAAAGCCCGGAAGAGUGGAGAGAGCAAGAAGGUCUUGGAAUAUUGCACAAAGUCACCGGUAUCAGAGAACAAAAAGAAAGCUAAUUUUUCUGGAUCAUCUCUGCCAGGCUGCCAAUCUUCUCAAAAAAUUAAGACCCCAGGUGGAGCUGAUGACUUCAGUGAGAGUUCAUCAGAAGGUGAAGAAGAUGAGGAACAGCCUGACAGACGUGCCGAGACCACAACUGACCUGCCCUCUGAAUAUUGGCAAAUCCAGAAACUUGUAAAAUACCUAAAGGGGGCUAAUCAGACAGCCACAGUGAUUGCUUUGUGCUCAUUGAGAGACUUUAACCUGGUCCAGGAGACCUGUCAGCUAGCUAUCAGAGACGUGGGGGGGCUGGAGGUCCUCAUCAACCUGCUUGACACAGAUGAGAUCAAAUGUAAAAUUGGUUCUCUGAAGAUCUUGAAGGUGAUCAGUUGCAACUCUCAGAUUCGACGGGCCAUCGCUGAUCUGGGUGGUUUGCAAACCAUGGUAUCUAUCCUGGAUUCCCCUGACAAAGAACUCAAGUGCCUGGCUGCAGAGACCAUUGCCAACGUGGCCAAGUUCAGAAGGGCCCACAGGAUGGUCCGACAGCGUGGUGGCAUCAAGAGACUGGUGGAGUUGCUGGACUGCGUUCCUGAUUGUGUGUCUCUGAGCACAAAGCAGGAGAGGGACGUGGAAGUGGCACGCUGUGGGGCUUUGGCUCUCUGGAGCUGCAGCAAGAGCACCAGAAACAAGAAGGCCAUACGACGGGCCGGGGGAAUCCCUCUGCUCGCACGACUGCUCAAAUCACCACAGAAGAACAUGCUCAUCCCUGUAGUUGGAACUCUGCAGGAGUGUGCUUCUGAGAGGAGCUACAGAAUUGCUAUACAGACUGAGGGCAUGAUUGAGGAUCUGGUGAAAAACCUCAGCUGUGACAACCAAGAGCUCCAAAUGCACUGUGCCAGCGCAAUCUUUAAGUGUGCAGAAGAUAAACGUACCCGUGAUCUGGUGAGGCAGUACGACGGGCUGAAGCCACUGGUCAUGCUACUCGGAGAAGCUGAAAACAAGCAGUUACUAGCCGCCACAACUGGAGCCAUCUGGAAAUGCUCCAUCAGCAUGGAAAACGUGGCUAAGUUUCAGGAGUAUAAGGCUCUGGAGACUCUGGUUGGUCUGCUCACAGACCAACCUGAAGAAGUGCUUGUUAAUGUGGUGGGGGCUCUGGGAGAAUGUGCCCAAAUACCUGAGAAUCUUGCCACCAUCCGCAAGAGCGGCGGUAUCCAGCCCUUGGUCAACCUACUCAGCGGCACCAACCAUGCCCUUCUAGUCAAUGUCACAAGGGCUGUGGGAGCCUGUGCCAAUGACCCUGCAAACAUGGUGAUCAUUGAUCGUCUUGAUGGUGUGCGUCUUCUGUGGUCUUUGCUGAAGAACCCCAAUCCAGAAGUUCAGGCCAGUGCUGCCUGGGCCAUCUGCCCCUGCAUCGAGAAUGCAAAGGAUGCUGGGGAAAUGGUGCGUUCUUUUGUGGGUGGUUUGGAACUCAUUGUUAAUUUGCUGAAAUCGCCCAAUAUAAACGUUCUGGCCAGCGUGUGCGCAGCCAUUGCCAAAAUCGCCAAAGAUGUGGAGAACUUGGCAGUUAUUACAGACCAUGGAGUGGUUCCCAUGCUGGCCAAUCUCACCAACACUGUGGACGAUAAGUUACGGCGGUACCUAGCAGAAGCCAUCACCUGCUGCUGUACUUGGGGGAGGAAUUGUGUCUCAUUUGGGGAGGCUGGUGCUGUAGCCCCUCUGGUGCGCUACCUUUGCUCAAAAGACCCUGCAGUGCACCAGGCCACGGCCCGGGCUUUGUUUGAGCUUUCUAAAGACCCUGAAAACUGCAUUACCAUGCACGAAAAUGGGGUUGUCAAGCUCCUGCUCGUCAUGAUUGGAUCCACGGAUGAGAUUCUACAGGAGGCGGCAGCCAGCUGUGUGGCCAACAUUCGUCACCUGGCACUAGCCAAUGAGAAAGCUAAAUAUGGGUAACAGAUAUAGUCUUCCUCCCAACCUGUUGCUGUGCCCUCAACCACAAUAAAAUUUUCCACCAAAUUUGUUACUUUACCCCCCAGUUACACUAGGUAAGGGUACCCAAUCAGUUGGUAUAAAUUAACCAUUGCCCAACCAAUCCUUUUAAGAUGUAACUGCAGUGGAACAGCUGAUUUGAUUGACUGAUGUGUUUAUUUCUAUUUUCUUUUGCUCUGUAAUAUUGUGAAGCAAUUAGUUAGACAUAAACAUGUCAUUAAUUAAUUAUUUGGAGUCUACAUAAACCUGGUCACACACACACACACUUUCCUCAUCACUGCGACUAAUUUUACAAUAACAAUAAACGCUUUCUUCUCCCA